Tripterygium wilfordii is the source of this 1382-nucleotide messenger RNA. RefSeq names its product plasmodesmata-located protein 6-like. Gene Ontology annotation, cellular component: plasmodesma. The transcript is spliced from 3 exons. Bases 16 to 987 code for a protein of 323 amino acids. The record is from RefSeq and is a predicted model, not a curated record. NCBI's taxonomy places the organism in Eukaryota, Viridiplantae, Streptophyta, Magnoliopsida, Celastrales, Celastraceae.
AUUAAUUUGUACGAAAUGACAGCUGAGUUCCUGACGUAUUUUAUUUUCAAAGCAAACCUUUUUUUAGACCUCCUUCUUCCUUCUCACUCAGCAGAUACACCUCCAACAAUAAUAUCAAUUUCUUCAACCAUGUCUGCGGUGACUCUGUUUCUUCUCUUUCUAGUAUUCACACUCACAAUCCACACAAAACCAUCAAAUUCAGCUUUAGACUCCUUCGUCUAUGGAGGCUGUUCACAGCUCAAGUUCACCCCAAACUCACCUUACGAGAACAACCUCAACUCGCUCCUCACUUCCCUGGUCAACUCGGCCACCUUCACCACUUACAACAAUUUCACGAUCCAAUCCCCCUCCUCUCAAGACAACACCCUCUACGGCCUCUUCCAAUGCCGCGGCGACAUCAACGGCGGAGACUGUUCCCGUUGCGUCGCACGUGCCGUCACUCAACUCGGUACACUCUGCCUCGACUCAACAGGGGGCGUGUUGCAACUCGACGGGUGUCUCGUCAAGUACGACAACGCUACGUUUUUAGGCGUGGAGGACGGGACUGUGGCGUUGAAGAAAUGUGGGCCGUCGAUUGAGUAUGACUCUGAUUCGUUGACAAGGCGUGAUGCGCUGUUGGAUUAUCUUGCGGCGGUUGAUGGAUCUUACAAACCGUACAGAACCGGUGGGUCGGGUGACAUGUACGGUUACGCGCAGUGCGUUGGGGAUCUGAGCGGGAGCGAGUGCCAGGAUUGCUUGUCGGAGGCGAUCCAACGGUUGAAAACUGAUUGUGGGCCCACCGCUGCGGGGGACAUGUAUUUGGGUAAGUGCUACGUGCGAUUCUCGAAAGGUGGCGCUCACUCUCACGGCGGAAAUGACAAGAACCACAAUGAUGAUGAGAUUGAGAAGACACUUGCAAUCUUAAUUGGACUCGUCGCUGGGGUGGCAUUGCUCAUCAUGUUUCUUUCUCUCCUAAUAAAAUUUUGUGGGAAAGGAAGGAAAAGGUAAAUAGUCUUUUGCUUUUGGUGGCCCUUUUGCUUUCCCUUUUUCAAGUGUCUUUCAAUACUUCCCUCAAUGAGAAGAUAUAAAGAUGAUAAUGUUCAUGGACAAAGGUACCAUGAAACUAGCAAAAGAAAAAGAAAAAGGCUCUAGAGAUUCCAAAAUCAUCCUUACAUGCACCCACUUAAUAUUUUUAGUUUUGUCUUUUAUUUUGUGUACAAAUAGUGAUGAACACUUUAUGUCUUAAAAAAGUGAUUCUUGUGAUUAUAUAUGUAUAGUUAUUACCUUUGAUGGAGUGUUGUUUGUCAAAGCUUUAGCUAUAAUUUUCUAUUAGAGGUGGCAAAAGUUUGAUUAAAUCCUAAAAGCUAUAGCUAUAAUAAAAAUAUAUGAUAGUUCUCAUGUCA